ACUUCAAACAAAAUUAUGGAACUUCACAGUCAGGAUUUAAAGACAACACUGACAUUAUCUUUAGGAAGAUUUCACAUUUCUGAAGAUUGUGGUUUUCUUCUUCCAAAUCCUCUGAGAGAACUUCCCAAUCAUUACAGGCCUUGGAUGGAAAUUGCCAACGAACUUCCUCACUUCAUUGAGAGUCACCAGCUUCGAGCUCAAGUGAACAAGAUGCCCCUCCUGACCUGCCAGUUCCUCAGGAGUUACCGGGAACAGCGCCUGGCCCACCUGGUCCUGAGCCUCAUCACCAUGGGCUAUGUCUGGCAGGAAGGGGAGACACAGCCGCAAGAGGUGCUGCCAAGAAACCUUGCCCUUCCCCUUGUGGAAGUCUCCAGUACCCUGGGGCUCCCUCCUAUCUUGGUGCACUCAGACUUGGUGCUGACGAACUGGACCAUGAGGAAUCCUGAGAGACCCCUGAACAUCAGGAAUCUGGACAUCCUGUUCUCAUUUCCUGGGGGAGAAAGCCUGCGCGGUUUCAUUCUAGUGACUGUUUUGGUGGAGAAAGCAGCAGUACCUGGGAUUAAGGCAGUUGUUCAAGCAGUGAAUGCCAUCCUGCAGACCAGCCACGACUCCCUGCUCCAAGCCCUGCAGCAGCUGAGACUCUCCAUCCAGGACAUCACCAGAACCUUGGGACUAAUGCAUGAUUAUGUAGAUCCAGACAUAUUUUAUGCAGUCAUCCGGAUCUUUCUCUCUGGAUGGAAAGAUAACCCAGCAUUGCCGGUGGGGUUGAUAUACGAAGGAGUCUCCACAGAGCCCCUGAAAUACUCGGGAGGGAGUGCAGCUCAGAGCACAGUGCUUCACGCCUUUGAUGAGUUCUUGGGCAUCCGUCAUAGCAAGGAGAGUGGUGACUUUCUGCUCAAAAUGAGGGACUACAUGCCUCCUUCUCAUAAGGCCUUCAUAGAAGAAAUCCAGUCAGCUCCUUCACUGCGGCAUCAUGUCCUGUCCUCUGGAAAUGGCCAGCUUCUGAGCGCAUAUAACCAAUGUGUGGAGGCCCUGGCAGGGCUGCGCAGCUAUCAUAUAACCAUGGUGACCAAAUACCUCAUCACAGCUGCAGCCAAAGCAAAGGGCAGGAAGACAAGCCAUCUCCCAGAGCCACCUCAGGCCUUAGAAGAUAGGGGCACGGGAGGAACCCCAGUGCUGAGCUUCCUGAAGAGUGUCAGGAAUAAGACCUUAGAGGCCAUCCUCCCACAAAGUGCUUGAGAAAGUCCUUCUCCCCAGCAAUGCAAAAGCAGCGAAUGCCCCGUUGGAGAGCAGGUGGGCCUGGAGAAUGAAGGUCAGGGUUCUGUCUGGAAAACCCCGAAAUCAACCUCAGCCUCAUUCAUGUUCCAGCUCUAUAGAACAUCAUCUUCUCCUUUGUUGAAACCUUUCUCUACCUGAUCACUGGUUAAUAACCAACAACUGUGGACGCUGCCUCUUUCAGGAUCCCACAGAGGAGCAAGGGUAAACCCUAUUCUGUUUGCAAAGUGGUGGAAAACCAAUCAAAUGUUUAGAAAACCAAAAAAAUUUCCUGUGGACAGAAAUAUUCGUGCCUUCAUUAAUUCACUUAACAAUGUAUUAAGUUCCUACUGAGUGCAGCAUAGGCAUUAGAACAAGGGUUUCUGUGGCCCGGCCUGGCCCUCGUCCCCCUGUAUGUGUUGGUUUGGGGGGAUGAGGAGGAAUGAGGAAGCUAACAAGACUCGGAAGUCACCAGUAGGAAAAUGAAUAAUGACACGGGAGUGAUGAGAAUCUUCCAUAUGGUUCAUAAUUGUGCAGAUUCUAUUUUAGCUUCCUUCUUUAUUUUUUGAAGAAUGAUCCUUUCUCCUUACACUGAAAGAUUGUAUUUGUAAAAUGAAUUAAUUAACCCUUUAGAAGUAAAUGAGCAAUGUGGGAAUAAAUAGUAAAUCCAUAUGUUUACAAGAUCUCAUUCUACCUGACAGUACAAAGCUAGAAAACUUGAAUCUUGCCUAUUUAGGAUAAACUCCACUAAUUUAGACAUGCUCCCCACUCUGAACAUACAUGUAUAUCUGGGAUAGUAUGUGAAUUCCACAGCAUUAGAUCUAGUGUUGUGGCCUCAGGGAGAGGUACCUGAUCGUGGGGGCAGCUUCUGUCCAAACCAGUGUCUGCUGAGCCGUCCCCUUCUCCAUAGAGGGACGGGUCAGAUGGAGCUCACCACCUGUCUUAGCCUGUCUGAAAGAACUUUCCGAUUUCUCAGCCUCAAGUCCUUUUGUGCCACUUAGAAAACAAUUUGACUACUUUCCACAUCUCCCAGCAGUAUUGGAAGACAACAGGAUUGGCUCCAUAUCUGCCCAGCACUCCUCUAGAGCAGCAGUUCUCAACCUGGGGGUCGCGACCCCUUUGGGGGUCCAAUGACCCUUUCACAGGGGUCGCCUAAGACCAUCAGAAAACACAUAUU
Molossus molossus (Pallas's mastiff bat) is the source of this 2431-nucleotide messenger RNA. RefSeq names its product indoleamine 2,3-dioxygenase 2 (gene IDO2). The coding region runs from base 16 to 1239 and encodes 407 amino acids. NCBI's taxonomy places the organism in Eukaryota, Metazoa, Chordata, Mammalia, Chiroptera, Molossidae. The record is from RefSeq and is a predicted model, not a curated record. Gene Ontology annotation, biological process: 'de novo' NAD+ biosynthetic process from L-tryptophan. Gene Ontology annotation, molecular function: L-tryptophan 2,3-dioxygenase activity; heme binding; indoleamine 2,3-dioxygenase activity. Gene Ontology annotation, cellular component: cytoplasm. The transcript has 10 exons.